GUUACUCAACAAAGAUCUUUAGUUCAAUCUCACUUUACACCUUUAUCGCCAAGUAGGACUUGCUGUACUGACCCAUCAGCAUAACAGGGAAGAUCUUUCUUAAUCAAAUCAUAAAGAAUUACAGUUACAUCAGUGAGUGGGUGCUGUCGUUGUAAUUUGUAUUUCGGUAAUUUUGAAGUUUAUAGAAAAUUUUUCUAGUUUUGGCAUGUUUGUAAAUUUCGCGUGAUUACCGCCAUCUUUUGGUUAACAAAUCACCAUUUCUCAGAUUCCCUCUGAUUUUGCCGUGUAUGGACUUCUACACCAGUUUGUAUUGAUUCUUUGUAUUUGUUGUAUUCGACUCAAUAAACCAGAGUAUAGUUUACCCUUUUUCCAGAUUCCCAGGCAUCGAAAUUUGCUAAGGGUUGAUGAUUUCAAGUGUUAGGGUUUGUUAAAGAUUAGAGAAUAGAUUGUGGGCAGUAGGAAGUGGUUUGCUUUACUAUGCAGAAACUUGAGUCAGCUUCUUCAAUCACCAAGGCGAGAAACAAUUUGGAUGUUCCCAUGUACGGUACGAGUCAGGUGGGUCAAUUAUCUCAAAACAUGAGUCUUGAGAACAACAGGAGACCAGGUAUGCCUCCUUCACAUCCAAAUAAUCCUCUUUCAUUGCCUUAUUCACAGUCACAGAUCAUGGCGUCUCGUUCAAAUGCCAACUUGGGAGCAUCCCAUUAUAGGUCUUUGUCUCAAUCAUCUGGUUUUGAUUGCUUGCGACCCUUGAAUCCAUCCAAUCCAUUGACAUAUCGUGAAUCAUCAGCGUCUGAUACAGUAUCUAAUAAUGUGUGCAUGGAGGAAAGAGUUGGUAAUUCUCAUGGAUUAUUGAUUCAUUCUCCUGUUAAUAGAGUUGAUGCUGUUGAGAAUUUUCCUCCUCGUAAAGGGCAUAGGCGAUCUAGUAGUGAUUUCCCUCUAGGAUUUUCUGCAAUGAUCCAGUCAUCACCGCAAUUGAUACCAAUAGGGAGUAGGGGAAUAACUGAGGUAGAACAGCCAAUUCAAUUGGUGAAACGAGAAUCUGAAUGGAAUGCCAGCAAUGGAAGUAAUCAUGCAGAAGGGAUAAGUGAGAAGAAACCAGAGUUGGUGGAUGAUUUGUUCAGUGAAUACAUGAAUUUGGAAAAUAUUGAUACGUUGAACUCAUCUGGUACUGAGGACAAGGAUUUGGAUGGCAGAGCUAGUGGUACAAAGACAAAUGGAGGUGAAAGUAGUGAUAACGAAGUGGAAAGUCAUGCGAAUGAAAAUUUGAUUAGCUUGCAGGGAACUAGUUCAAGUGAGAAGAGGGAAGGAAUCAAGAGGCGUGCUACUGGAGAUAUUGCUCCUACUGUUAGGCACCAUAGGAGUCUUUCAAUGGAUAGUUAUACGGGGAAUUUUCAUUUUGAUGAUGAGUCAACAAAGCUUCCUUUCGGAACUCAACUUUUUCCUGGCAGUUCCACCAAUGGAAAUAUGGCUAAGAUUAGGUCGAAUGGUGAAUUUAGCGAAGUUGAGCUGAAAAAGAUUUUGACAAAUGAUAAGCUUGCAGAGAUUGCAUUGUCAGAUCCCAAACGUGCCAAAAGGAUUUUGGCUAAUCGUCAAUCAGCUGCUCGCUCCAAGGAGAGGAAGAUGCAGUACAUUGCUGAAUUGGAACAGAAGGUGCAAACUCUGCAGACAGAGGCAACCACAUUGUCUACCCAAGUUACAAUGUUACAAAAAGAUUCAGCUGGGCUUACAAGUCAGAAUAAUGAAUUGAAAUUCCGUCUUCAGGCCAUGGAGCAGCAGGCUCAACUCAAAGAUGCUUUAAACGAGUCAUUAGCUGCAGAAGUACAAAGAUUAAAGCUUGCAGCUGCAGAGGUGAGUGGAGAGACCCAUCUUUCAAGCCUUAUGGCUCAGCAGCUUUCUAUCAGUCAGAUGUUCCAAGGGCAGCCAAACCAAGUCAAUGUAUAUGAGUUACAGCAGCAGCCUCUGCUUAACCAAUUGCAAUCUGAGCGGCAGAAUGGUGAGGCUGCUAUCCGUGAUCCAAAGUAAUAGGCUUGUCAAGUCAGCCAUCUGUUCAUUCCAAUUGCAUAGUUUCUGAACUCUUAGCACAUACUAUAUUUGCUCCAGUAUACCUUAAUAUAUACUUUAUCUAUUUAGAACUUCACCAUUGUUCAAUAUUUUCCAGUUGGUUUUUUGCAUCUGAGACAAUGGAGAACUGAAGCUGAACCCUUGGCUGGUUCCAGUUUAGAUAAAGAUUUCAUUGUCUUUAGUCAUAGUUAUGUUGAAAUAAGUUAUUGGUUGUCUUUGAAAUAUAUACUUGAUUUCCCAUUAUUUGAAGAAAUGAAUGAAAAUUAUAUUCCUUUCA
Molecule: messenger RNA, 2338 nt
Organism: Mangifera indica (mango)
Lineage: Eukaryota; Viridiplantae; Streptophyta; Magnoliopsida; Sapindales; Anacardiaceae
Product: bZIP transcription factor 29-like
Exons: 4
Coding region: 478-2022 (514 amino acids)
Biological process (GO): regulation of DNA-templated transcription
Cellular component (GO): nucleus
Molecular function (GO): DNA-binding transcription factor activity
Source: RefSeq, a predicted model, not a curated record